AUGAGAGGAUUAUAGGAAAAGCAACAAUAAAAAAAUAUGUUUACUGAAUAAUAAUACGAAAAACAAAAUACCAAUCAAAAAUACAAUAAUAGUCCAAACAAUGUCAACAAUACUUAGCUUAUAGAAUUGUCCAAUUUAAAAACUCUUCAGUAAGAUGGAUUGUUACAAACGCAAUAUAACGCAGUUAGGAUGAAUUCUAUGGGAGAAGUUAAAUACCAUUCCUAACAAUGA
Messenger RNA from Tetrahymena thermophila SB210, 231 nucleotides. Its product is annotated as adenylate and guanylate cyclase domain protein. The record is from RefSeq and is a predicted model, not a curated record. Lineage: Eukaryota; Ciliophora; Oligohymenophorea; Hymenostomatida; Tetrahymenidae. The transcript has a single exon.